Molecule: messenger RNA, 1656 nt
Organism: Arabis nemorensis
Lineage: Eukaryota; Viridiplantae; Streptophyta; Magnoliopsida; Brassicales; Brassicaceae
Source: the annotation of a GenBank genome assembly
AUGCUCAAAUUCGAUGAACCACAAUGCACAAACCCAUCUUGUUUCUUCUGCAGCAUGAAAGAGACGAACCCUUUUCGUCGAAGAUCGAAACUCGCAGCAAUUUUCAAAGAGAUUCCUCGUACGGAGUCCAAAGACCAUGUCUUGGUCUUGAGUGGCUUGUGGAACAUAGCCAUGUCCGAGCCUGACGAUCCUGAGUUCCCAUCACUCGGUUUGUUCGAGUGUAUGUCAAAUCUCAUAGAGAAAUCAAUCAAGAACAGAGCUUGGCUUCUCAAAGAUCAAAACAUUUUCAUUCCUUAUUACGCAGCUCAUAUCAUCGGUUCAUAUGUAAUGAACAAGGAAGAUUUGGCUGCAAUAGCGGUUGAUUCGAAGGUUUUUGUUGUCCCUUCUUUGCUGGAGCUUCUUAGAGGGAAAAUCAGUUGGGUUGAGCAGAGAGCAGCGGCUCGAGCACUUGGCCACUUAGCUAGCCAUGUGAAGAGCUUUGAAGCAGUUUCUUUGUUCGAAGAAGAAAUCGUGAAGCUUUCGAUGGAGAUAGCUACUAAUUGUUUGAAGAAUGUUUACAAAAGCUUUCUUGGAGUUGAAGAUAGCUUGAGGUUGAAGUAUCAAAGCGAUUUGUUGACUAGAGGGCUUGGUGGGUUAGAAAGAGAGAAUUCAAAAGCAGAGGAAUGGGGGAUUCAGCUACAAUGUUGGUCACUAUAUCUAUUAAAUUGUUUCGCAUCGAGAGGUAAGUCUAUUGAUCGAAUCUGCGAGGGAGGUUUCUUGAAGAAGGUGAGUGAAAUGUGGGGCGGUUUAGUAAACCGGAAGUCACCAGGAGGAAUUGGAUUGAUAAAGACUCUUUGUAAAACAGAGUUGGGAAGAAACAAAGUUAGUGAGGUUAGAGAAGUUAUUGAGAGACUUUGCGACCUUUCGAGAUCAUCUGACGAUUGGAAAGAAAUGGCUUUAGAUACCCUUUUGAGUCUUCUUAAAGACUCGAAUGUUAGGUAUCGAGUUAUCGAUGUUUUAGGGUUUCGUUUAGUGGAUUUAGCAGAAGAUAAAGUUGUUGGAGAUAGAGUAGCUCAAAUAGUUUUACAAGAUUAUCACAAGAUUAAGUAUAAUGGCCUGAAGAUGAACAACGAGGAAGCUCAGAGAGUUAUAGAGAAUCUAUGGGAGAUGAAAGUAGAGAGGAAGAAGAAAGAGAAGCUUAUGAGUGAAACAGAGCUUGAAGAAAGAAGAAAAAUGGUUAAAUCUUUGAAGAAACAAGGAAAGAAGAAGUUUUUGAAUGGUUUUGUUGAAGAAUCAAUGGAGAUUUAUACAAUUGGGAUUGAUUUGUGUCCGUUGGAUAUGGUAAGAGAUAGGGUUGUGUUGUAUAGUAACAGAGCACAGUGUUACUUGUUGUUGAAGAAAGCUGAAUUCGCUAUUAGUGAUGCAACUAGGGCUUUAUGUUUAUCUGCUGUAACGCAUCCACACGGUAAGAGUUUGUGGAGAAGAUCUCAAGCGUACGAUUUAAAAGGAUCGGCGAGAGAGAGUUUGAUGGAUUGUUUGGCGUUCGUUGAUCAACGACUCAAGAGUUCGAAUACAGAAAUGGUACCAUACUACGCGGCGCAGAUGAUAAGAAAGCAGAUGAGCGCCACGUGGGUUUUCUCGGGGGUUGACUCGAAGACCGGGAAAUCGGACGGUUGA